UAGGUGCUGAAAGGACAGCUCCUACCUGCCCGGCCGUACACGAAAGGCACCCCUGUGUGCAAAGUCUCCACUUGGAGCCCACGCCCCCACCUCCAGUGGACGGCUUCCCAGGUGAGGCGCACGGAGGGAUUUCCCGAGGUAGCAGUUCGGAAGGAUGCACGUCCGACUGCGCCAAGCCAGCCCCCUCGCUCUCAUCCCACUAGAGCCCGUGGCCCCUGGAGCGGCCGCCUCCCGUCGUCGCCUAUGGAGCCGGGCGGCGCGGCCAGGCCUCGCCAUCCCCUCUUGUGGGGCCCCCAGCGGGAGCCGGAAGGAAAGCGGCCGAGAUGUGCCCAGUGUCGCACGGCUUGGAGAAGUGGGUAGCAGGGUUGCAUAAGGUGGAAGGAACUUGGGAGUUUGCAAAAGCCAGCUCGGGCGGGAGCAGAACCCCGAGCCCGCCGCCUCGCGCGCCCCUCAUUUACUGCCUCGGGCGCGCGCCUCCCCCACCGCGCCCCCUCCCCCAAGGCGCGCGCCCGUCUAGCUCACCCUCCCCCGACACCCCCUCCUCACUCCAGAGGAGGUGAGUUUAAACCCCGCCCACGUGACCCCAGCUGGGCCAAUGAGCGGCGGCGGGAGGUGAAAUCCGGUUCUAACCGGUCCGAGGCUCCCAGCGCUAUAAAAACUUUAUAAACCCCCCGGAGCCCGAGCAGUGUGAAGAAGCAGCGAGAACGACCCCCGGACGGACCCGAGCCGCGCACCGCUGCAGCCCCGCGUUCAGCGCCGACGUUCCCCCCCGCCGCCGCCAUGCCCAAAAGAAAGGCUGAAGGGGAUACUAAAGGAGAUAAAGCCAAGGUGAAGGACGAGCCACAGAGAAGAUCGGCAAGGUUGUCUGCUAAACCUGCUCCUCCAAAGCCAGAGCCCAAGCCUAAAAAGGCCCCCGCAAAGAAGGGAGAGAAGGUACCCAAGGGGAAGAAGGGGAAGGCCGAUGCUGGUAAGGAUGCCAAUAAUCCUGCAGAGAAUGGAGACGCCAAAACAGACCAGGCACAAAAAGCUGAAGGUGCUGGAGACGCCAAGUGAAAUGUGUGCGUUUUUGAUAACUGUGUACUUCUGGUGACUGUACAGUUUGAAAUACUAUUUUUUAUCAAGUUUUAUAAAAAUGCAGAAUUUUGUUUUACUUUUUUUUUUUUAAAGCUAUGUUGUUAGCACACAGAACACUUCAUUGUUUUGGGUGGGGAGGAACAUGUGUCCCUAGCACUGUCUCCCAAGCUGGAUGAAUGAUGGUUCAUGAUGGAAAACAUCUUUCCCUGAUAAUUUUGAAGACUCCUCUUGGCUCCCAGGAGAGACCCCCUGGGGACAUGUUGACAUGUGUGGCCACCAUGGCACAAUAUGCCUUGUGUGGGAAAACUCAGUUCAUUUUUAUAUCCUCCUCCCCUGUACCAUCAACAUAGACUUAA
This is a messenger RNA of Alexandromys fortis (reed vole), 1430 nucleotides long. It is a transcript of the gene Hmgn2, whose product is annotated as high mobility group nucleosomal binding domain 2. The record is from RefSeq and is a predicted model, not a curated record. Gene Ontology annotation, biological process: chromatin organization. Gene Ontology annotation, cellular component: nucleus; chromatin. Lineage: Eukaryota; Metazoa; Chordata; Mammalia; Rodentia; Cricetidae. The coding region runs from base 781 to 1053 and encodes 90 amino acids. The transcript is spliced from 6 exons. Gene Ontology annotation, molecular function: nucleosomal DNA binding.